AUGGAGUUCUUCGUGAGCAAAACUAUUUUAAUCAUAGGCGCGACUGGAUUCCUUGGAAAAGUGCUCAUAGAGAAAAUACUUCGAACUCAACCAGAUAUCAAAAAGCUUUUUCUUGUCGUAAGAGCCAAGAAUUCUGAAGAUGCUCAAGAAAGAUUUAAUAAUGAGGUUUUGGAGAGUGAAUUGUUGGGAGUUUUAAGGGACAAAUAUGGUGGCAACCUGAGCACCCUUGUGGAAGAGAAGGUGUUCCCGGUCGCCGGUGACAUUUGCUCUGAGGAUUUGGGGAUUCAAAACCCAGACUUAAAAGAACAAAUCUUGGGAGAAGUAGACAUUAUCAUAAACACAGCUGCAACCAUCACAUUUGAUGAGAGGUAUGAUGUUGCAAUGAGGAUUAAUGCACUGGGUGCUAUGAAUCUUCUCAAUUUUGCCAAGAAAUGUUUGAAAGUGAAGAUGUUUGUCCAUGUAUCCACUGCUUACGUUUGUGGUGAGGGGACAGGAAUUGUACCAGAAAGGGCAUAUCAUCUGGGUGAAACACUUAAUGGCAACUCUUACUUGGACAUUGAUGAAGAGAAAAAGGUUAUAGAGGAGAAGCUAAUGGAGCUUGAAGCCCAGAAUGCAUCUGAAAAAGAAGUGAAAUUAGCAAUGAAAGAUUUGGGCAUCCAAAGGGCAAGCAUGCAUGGAUGGCCAAACACAUACUCAUUCACAAAGGCAAUGGGAGAAAUGUUGCUAUUGGCCUUCAAGGAGGAUUUGCACCUCAUCAUCUUACGUCCAACGAUAAUAACUAGCACUUACAAAGAACCUUUUCCGGGAUGGAUUGAAGGUGCAAAAACCAUCGAUAUAUUUGUGUUGAUGUAUGGUAAGGGAAAAUCGAACUUCAUGCUUGGUGAUCCAAACUCAAUACUUGAUGUGAUUCCGGUGGAUAUGGUGGUGAAUGCCAUGGUUGCAGCAGUUUUGCACCAUGCAAAUCAAGAAUCUUGUCAUCAAGAGUUUAUCUAUCAUGUUGGCUCUUCUUCUACCAAUCCUCUCAAACUUGUUGAUAUUCAAAACCUGUUGUUUCGUUACUUCACCGACAACCCUUGGACUACAAACACUGGAAACCUCGUCAAAGUACACAAAUAUCUGUUGCUUACGAGCAUGGCAAGCUUGCGUAGAUACAUUGCCAUUUAUCACCUCCCACUAUUACAGGUAUUAAAGUUGAUGAACGUGGUACUCUUCCAUUAUUUGGAUGAAAAGUGCAUGACCGCAGAAAAGAACAUCAACUUUGUCAUGCGCAUUGCUGAACUUUACAAGCCAUACUUGUUCUUCUAUGGAAUCUUUGAUGAUACAAAUACUAAAAGACUGAGGAUGGCCACUGAACAAAUCAAUAUGAUGGAAACACUUAACUUUGAUCCAAAUUGUAUUAAGUGGGAAGACUAUUUCAUGAAUACACACUUUCCGGGAGUUGUCAAAUAUACAUUCUAG
Ipomoea triloba (trilobed morning glory) is the source of this 1458-nucleotide messenger RNA. Its product is annotated as fatty acyl-CoA reductase 3-like. The record is from RefSeq and is a predicted model, not a curated record. The transcript is spliced from 10 exons. Gene Ontology annotation, biological process: suberin biosynthetic process; long-chain fatty-acyl-CoA metabolic process. Gene Ontology annotation, molecular function: alcohol-forming very long-chain fatty acyl-CoA reductase (NADP+) activity. Gene Ontology annotation, cellular component: intracellular membrane-bounded organelle. NCBI's taxonomy places the organism in Eukaryota, Viridiplantae, Streptophyta, Magnoliopsida, Solanales, Convolvulaceae. The coding region runs from base 1 to 1458 and encodes 485 amino acids.